UGACGGUGACAGUGUGCAUUAUGGUUUAGAAAAAGGUGUCAGUGAGGACUUUGAAAUACGGUGUGGGUUGGGUCAAGGGGGAGGGUGAGUGAUAAGAUGAAAUUCUGGUGCCAGUGCUAAGUAUCUCUACAACCUGACUUUGAAGCCCCCUCCCCUUAGUAUGCAUAGUUACACUGUAUGUAUACAGGUUAUGACAUCAUGUUCAAUUUGACUGUAGAUCACUCCAUAGCUAGAUAAAUGUUGACCCGAGGUGCUCCACACUUAUUACACAGGAUUUAUCUCAACUGAUACCUUAUUUUAAAUACUCCAAUCACACCUGGCAAACUGCGAUCGAGUCCGUGAUUGGUUUUUCGGCACAUAAAUGUGCAAUAGAUUAGUGACAUCGAAAUUUUGGAUUGUAUUAAUCUGGCACAGGUCAGUAGACACUUCACACGAGGUGGGGGCGGACGUCUAUUUUAGACGACACAGUUAAAUGAUCCAUUCUUUUGCAACGUUCAUAUAUACCUGUGCCUGUACACGAUGAGGAACAGUGUGCCUGUGAAACUACAUUGCUGUUUUUUGGUGGCCGUGUUAGUGGGAUUCGUUCAAGUUCUUCAAACGGAAGCAACUUGUCCUGCGCCUGCGCCAUGCGAAUGCAGAAACACCACCGAUCCAUACACAUUGAGACCCAUAUACGUCAUUGACUGCUCUUCCAAAGGUUUUACCAAUAUACCAGCAUUUACACAUUACACAGAACGAGCAAUUGACAAGAUUCUGUUGACUGGAAAUGCGAUCACAAGCGUCAGCAACUCAGCCUUUGAAGCCUUCGAAGCUGUACCCGUGUAUGGCAUCGAUCUCUCCGAAAACAAGAUUGCCACCAUAUCUGCAAGCGCUUUCAGUGCUGUUAAAAAGUCUCUUGGAGUUUUGUCCCUUGCCGAUAACAAACUUAAAUUAUCAACAUUGCCAUGGCCCUGCCUUGCGCAAACUGUGAAUAUCUCCGAACUUAACCUUGGCGGAAACACGAAUUACGGGGUCGUCCCAAAUAACGCUUUUCGAAAUCUACAGAAGUUGAAAAAAUUAGACUUAAGCCGUUCAUACAUCAAUGCUAUCGAGGACGGUGCGUUUUUAGGAGUGGAAGGCCUCCAAGAACUGACUUUUUACGGAAAUAUGCUGAGUGAAGUUCCGAUAAACGCUUUAAAAGGUCUCAUCAAAUUGCGAACGUUGACCUUCGAUUCAAAUAGGAUCAGUAAGGUACCUGCAGCAGCCUUCCAAACGCUCACAAGUCUACAAGAACUGCAGUUAAGUAGAAAUAACUUAAAUGCAGCUGAUGCCAUUGACAAACAGGCCUUCGUUGGUGUCGGAAACAACCUGAAAACUCUUGGUUUUUACUACAGUUACUUGCCAUCCGUACCGUCUGAGGCUUUCGCGCCACUGACAGCACUCAAUUAUUUAGACAUUUCUUACAAUCAGAUCACCAAACUCCCACCAGGGGCGUUAUCGUCACUCACGAAUCUUACUCAGCUUUCCUUGAGCGCAAACCCUUUGGAGUUUUCCGCUGAUAUGUUCCAAGGAAUCGAAGACAGACUGGAAUACAUUCUAAUUCGGACAUUCGGUUUUACUGAGCUUCCAUUAGAACCUCUCAAAACUUUAAAGCGUUUGCAAUGGGUCGAUGCUUCGUCAAACAACUUCACCACCCUGACCAAAGAAACAUUUGAAGGACUUGACAUUCAGCGCUUCACUUUCAACUGGAUGCAGAUUCGCAGCGUCGCACCUGACGCAUUCGACGACUUCAAAACCUACCGCGGGAACUUGAUUCUCUCCGUCACCUCAAACAACAUCACCGACCCUGAAUUUGACGCCACGCUGUUUCGAUGGCUGCAGUUCGGUCAGAACCCAGUCAACUGCACGUGCCGCCUUUACCGCGACAUCGCACGUGGUGGACCGGAUUUUGAGCUAGACGGGACCUGCGCUUCUCCUCCAGAGUACAAAGGACUAGCACUGCAGUCAGACUUCAUGUCUCAUGCCAAAGAGAAAUGUGGUGAUAAACUGAUUAAAAGACCGGAUACCCUUUACUUCAAACCAUAUAUCAGCAGACCAGUGGUACUACGUUGCCAGAUUCUGGUGGCCGUGUUUGUAGGAUUCGCUCAUGUUCUUCAAACGGAAGCAACUUGCCCUGCGCCUGCGCCAUGCGAAUGCAGAAACACCACCGAUCCAUACACACUGAGACCCAUAUACGUCAUUGACUGCUCUUCCAAAGGUUUCACCAAAAUACCAGCAUUUACACAUUACACAGAACGAGCAAUUGACAAGAUUCUGUUGACUGGAAAUGCGAUCACAAGCGUCAGCAACUCAGCCUUUGAAGCCUUCGAAGCUGUACCCGUGUAUGGCAUCGAUCUCUCCGAAAACAAGAUUGCCACCAUAUCUGCAAGCGCUUUCGGUGCUGUUAAAAAGUCUCUUGGAGUUUUGUCCCUUGCCGAUAACAAACUUAACUUAACAACAUUGCCAUGGCCCUGCCUUGCGCAAACUGUGAAUAUCUCCGAACUUAACCUUGGCGGAAACACGAAUUACGGGGUCGUCCCAAAUAACGCUUUUCGAAAUCUACAAAAGUUGAAAAAAUUGGACUUAAGCCGUUCAUACAUCAAUUCUAUCGAGGACGGUGCGUUUUUAGGAGUGGAAGGCCUCCAAGAACUGACUUUUUACGGAAAUAUGCUGAGUGAAGUUCCGAUAAACGCUUUAAAAGGUCUCAUCAAAUUGCGAACGUUGACCUUCGAUUCAAAUAGGAUCAGUAAGGUACCUGCAGCAGCCUUCCAAACGCUCACAAGUCUACAAGAACUGCAGUUAAGUAGAAAUAACUUAAAUGCACCUGAUGCCAUUGACAAACAGGCCUUCGUUGGUGUCGGAAACAACCUGAAAACGCUUGGCUUUUACUACAGUUACUUGCCAUCCGUACCGUCUGAGGCUUUCGCGCCACUGACAGCACUCAAUUAUUUAGACAUUUCUUACAAUCAGAUCACCAAACUCCCACCAGGGGCGUUAUCGUCACUCACGAAUCUUACUCAGCUUUCCUUGAGCGCAAACCCUUUGGAGUUUUCCGCUGAUAUGUUCCAAGGAAUCGAAGACAGACUAGAAUACAUUCUAAUUCGGACAUUCGGUUUUACUGAGCUUCCAUUAGAACCUCUCAAAACUUUAAAGCGUUUGCAGUGGGUCGAUGCUUCGUCCAACAACUUCACCACCCUGACCAAAGAAACAUUUGAAGGACUUGACAUUCAGCGCUUCACUUUCAACUGGAUGCAGAUUCGCAGCGUCGCACCUGACGCAUUUGACGACUUCAAAUCUUACCGCGGGAACUUGAUUCUCUCCGUCACCUCAAACAAUAUCACCGACCCCGAAUUUGACGCCACGCUGUUUCGAUGGCUGCAGUUCGAUCAGAACCCAGUCAACUGCACGUGCCGUCUUUACCGCGACAUCGCACGUGGUGGACCGGAUUUUGAGCUAGACGGAACCUGCGCUUCUCCUCCAGAGUACAAAGGACUAGCACUGCAGUCAGACUUCAUGUCUCAUGCCAGAGAGAAAUGUGGUGGUAAACUGAUUAAAAGACCGGAUACCCUUUACUUCAAACCAUAUUAAGCCAUUCUAGUACUUGUACCAUGUACUGUCAAAAUCCUCCUUGGUGCAACUUCUAUGAAACAUAAUGAUAAUAAUAAUAAUAAUAUUAAAUUUAGAAUAGUGCAUUAUGUUAUCUUUUUUACUGUUUGCUCU
Molecule: messenger RNA, 3738 nt
Organism: Lingula anatina
Lineage: Eukaryota; Metazoa; Brachiopoda; Lingulata; Lingulida; Lingulidae
Cellular component (GO): extracellular matrix
Molecular function (GO): protein binding
Source: RefSeq, a predicted model, not a curated record